This is a messenger RNA of Haliotis rubra (blacklip abalone), 1596 nucleotides long. RefSeq names its product cytochrome P450 2C42-like. The record is from RefSeq and is a predicted model, not a curated record. Gene Ontology annotation, biological process: hormone biosynthetic process; progesterone metabolic process. Gene Ontology annotation, molecular function: iron ion binding; heme binding; steroid 17-alpha-monooxygenase activity. The transcript has 10 exons. NCBI's taxonomy places the organism in Eukaryota, Metazoa, Mollusca, Gastropoda, Lepetellida, Haliotidae. The annotation marks the transcript as partial.
AUAGGAUCAAUUGCCGGAGUAACAGUUUAUCUGAUCACCAAGAAGAGGUACAAUUUACCGCCUGGGCCCCGAGGAUUGCCGUUGCUUGGGAACCUCCUAGAGUUCCGGAACGCAAGUAUCUACGAGAAGUUGACGGAGUGGAGGGCUAAGUAUGGUCCAGUUGUGAAGUUUAAUAUCGGACACAUUACAAUUGUGGGACUGAACCGCAUAGACGUCGUCAUGGAGGCCAUGGUUAAAAGACAGGCAGACUUUGCUGGGCGGAUUCAGAUGUAUUCCAGUAAAUAUGAGAAGAUUAAUUUCACCACCAUUUCAUCCACAGCGAUAGCACCAGACACGAUUUUGUUCAUUUUGAAAUAUAAGCAAACUAUCGCAAAUAAACUAAAUGUACUCACGCUUGCACAUAUACGAUGUUUCUCCGUAGCACUACUCCUCAGUGAUGGAGGGAGGAAUAUCGUCUUAGGCGACUACAGUCCUACAUGGAAACUGCACAGAAAGUUGGCAACAAAAGCACUGAGACACUACAUGACGGGAAACCACCUCGACGAGGGAAUAGCGCGCUCACUGACCAAAGGCAUCGCGAAGAUAAAGGAGAUGAAGGGGCCCUUCAAUCCUCAUGACGUCGUCUCCCUCAUCGUGUUCAACAUCAUCAACAACAUCUGCUUUAAUUUCACAUGUGAGAUUAGAGACAACUACUUCAAAGACAUGCUGCACAUUUUGAAUACGUUUCUGGACGACUUCGGCAACGGCUUUCUUGAGGACAUAAUUCCACCUCUCCGUCUCUUCCCUACCAAGAAGGUUACAACUAUAAUGAAAGAAAUUCAUAAGUUCUUUGGCUUAUUGGCUGAAGAAAUUGACAAACAUCGACAGACCAUACGUAAAGAUGACAUCCGUGAUUUCUGUGAUGCCCUAUUGGUGACUCAAGAAGAAGCCUAUCAGGAGGAGGACCCGGAUGUGAUGUCACAAAUGAGCGACCGACAUAUCACACAAACUCUUAGCAACAUAUUUGGUGCGGGGAUGGACACCUCUCGCUUCACCCUGCUGUGGACGCUACUGACCCUGGCUCAGCAUCCAGACAUUCAAGACAAGCUUCACACUGAGGUCGACCACGUUCUGGGCGGACGUGAAUUCCCCAGCGUAUCAGACAGGAGUAAUCUGCCUUACACUGAGGCUGUGCUGCACGAGAGUAUGAGGUUGCAUUCUGUGGUACCAAGUGGAAUUCCCCACAAAACACUGUGUGAUACCAAAGUCGGUGGUUAUGACAUUCCAAAAGGAACUCCCGUGAUCAUCAACCACUACGCGCUGCAUCAUGAUCCAGAGCAAUGGGGUGACCCGCAUACAUUCAAUCCAGAUCGGUUCCUUGACCAGAAUGGCAAGAUGGCUGCCAAACCAGAGAGCUGGCUUCCGUUCUCCGCGGGGAGAAGAGUGUGUCUCGGAGAGAGCGUGGCCAAGCAAGAACUGCAUCUUCUGCUGGCUGGAAUCAUGAGGCAUUUCAAAGUGUCCCUCCCACUUGGAGCUAAGGUGAACACAGAACCACGUGGAGGAUCUUUGGCAAACAUACCUCAGGAUUAUGAACUCACCUUUGAAUCGAAAGUAUAG